UCGAUUUUUUUUUUCAAAUUCUCACUACAAUUGUGAAUCUCAAUUAUAAUCAAACAAACAUAAUUUGACAAGGUCACAGCGAUUGUCAAGAAUAUAUACCCACCACACACACAUAUAUACAUGGCACGGGACAUUUCAAAAGAAUCCAAAAACUAUUCGAUGAAACAAGUAACAACAAGAUAUAUUUUGUUUAUUUUCAAAUUGCAAAUUCAUCAUCAUCGUCGUCAUCAUCAACUAUUUAUCAUACAUGGCUAUAUCUUGUUUGAUGAUUCAAUGAUUGACCAAUGAAGGAUUCAAUUACAUUGGAUAAAUAUUGCAUUAAAUGGAUCAAUGGUACUGCAUUAUAUCCGAAUGAUGAUCCAGAACAAGCAAAAUGUCAUAUAAAUAUUGGCCUAUUCUAUAGUGAAGUAUAUGAAAAUGUUCAUACCAACAAAACGAUGGUAUGUUCAUCGAAUAAUCAAUUAUUUUUGAUUAUAUUAAAAUAUCUUCAAUGCAGCAUCAAUUUCAUACGAUCCAGUGAAGAUUAUGGUGGCCGUUUAAUCGAUGGUCAAUGGACAGGAAUUUUACAGCAAUUUGCAAGAAAUGAAUCGGAUUUUAUUGGCCACAUAUUUGCUAUUGUGAAUGGCCGUGAAAAAGUUAUUGAUCAAACAUAUCUAAUGCCAAACAAAGAAUUGAUUUCGAUAUUUAGUUUCACAAAAUUGCCCAGAUUUUAUGAUAAUCCAUUUCGUAUAUUUGAAUGUUUUACAUUAUUCAUAUGGAUAUUGAUUGCAUUAUCAUUAUUGAUCACUGGUGCUAUAAGUUCUGUGAUUAUCAUGAAAAAUGAUCGAAGAUUAUGGUUCAUAAAAAUCAUUGCAAGCAAUAUCGAUUCAUUUUCAUUAUUAAUUGGACAAUCACAACGACAGCUAAUGUCAACAUCAUUGAUGUCUACAUCGUUAUUAUUUUGGCUAAUCGGUUCAUUCAUAUUGAGGCAAUUAUUUUCAAAUGAUUUCACUGCAAUAUUAUUAUCAAAACAAUAUAAAAAAAUUGAUCAUUUUGAUGAUCUAUUUCAAUUACCGUCAACAUAUCGUAUAAUGCUUGAACCAAAUUCAUCGACUAAAUAUUUUUUCAGCAAAUCAUUUCCAAUGUUAAUGGAUCGUGUUGAAUAUUAUUCACAUAUCGAUAUAAUCAGUAUACACAUGUUGGACAAUCUUAUUGUAGAUGAUUAUGUAUUAAUCAUCAAUACAGAACGUGCAUUAUCAUUGAAAGAAUAUUAUCCAUCCACUCAUUUUCAUGUAUCCAAUGAUGUAAUGAUACCAACAUUGAGUACAUAUGCAAUUCGUUCAACACUUGAUAAUAAGAAUCGUGAACCAUUAUUACGAUUACUAAAAUCAUUAUAUUAUUAUGGUCUAAUGAAAUAUGUUGAUCGACGAUUAUUAUUGAAUCAUUUACGUGCCGAAGCUGAAGAUGCACUUUUUCACAUCGUUUAUAAGGCUAAAAAACAACCAAAAACUGUCGUAUUAUCCGGUCAAACUAUAUUGACAUUCAUUUAUUUCUAUGUGAUUGGUAUAAUCAUCUCUUUCACAUUGUUUAUAUUUGAAAUAAUUUAUUUAAAAUUUUUACGUUCAAAAUGGGAAAUAUCAACAACAUCAGAAACAAUUGGAACAAGAAUCGUAUCUAUCUAGCCAUGACAUCAUUCAUAAACGAAGACAAAUCAUUGUCAAAAAAAAAUGUAUACAUCAACAUAAAAGCAAUGAAAAAAUGAACAAGACGAGUGACGAAGCUUGAGAAAAAAAACGAGCAUUUUUGCACAAAGACCAAAUGUAAAAUAUUUUUUCCAACCGUCAAGCAAAAUGCUUGCAAGCAUGUUUGUUCAUUUUGAUAAUGAUCAAAAUGCACUGUUAAAGUUAAACAACCAUUUUAAAAGGCGGAGCAUAGCUUACAUUUUGAAAGGUAAAAGGGUAAAAUGUCUCGAGGCCAUAAUGACCAUUCGAUUAGCUUGCAACUGAGCCAACAAUAUUAAAUUGGUUGUGACAAACAUGAUAGUUUGGAAAAUUUGUUGGCGCGAACUUAGACAAUUUCUUCUUUUUUUAAUCUUUUGUUGAUCAAUUUGAUUGUUGCUAAGUUUCUGCCGAAAAAAACGUGGUCAUGAGUCAUGGACUUAUUUUAUGGCCUAGGAUUCACUCGAUCACCACUUUUGAUCAAGGGCGAUGAUAAGGUGACUUUUACUACCAUGAACCUGCAGGGAUUAUCAUACGAGUAGCGACCUGGACACUAGGUUAUCAAGAAACAUUGUAGGGUUUUUGCAGAAGUUUUGUUAAUACACGUCAACAUUCUAUUUAAUCGACUUAAUCUUUUUAUUACUACUACUUAUUACUAUUAAUUUGACCCUGGAUAUACGCAUGGAUUUUCUAGCAGAUAGCUGUUUAUCAACGAGUGUUAUGGUCAAGUCAUAUAAAAAGCCAUGCCAAACAAGCAAUCGAUAUCAUUUUUGCUGGCUGGUCGUUAUUAUUCACCACCAUCAUUAUCAUCAACAUUUUACUAUUUUUCAACACAAUUUUUCAGAUAUGAACAAAAAAAACGAAAACAAUUUUUUGCGAUACUGUUUACAGAAUUUGUUCGUAUCGAUCGACUCCGGAAAUGAUUUGAAAUUCAUCCAGAACUACGAAAAAUAUGUUGACAAACUCGUCAAAUUCAUGAAGAAGUAUAGAUCUUACGCAACGAAACUCGACAUGUUCGACGCCGUGCAAAAAAAGGUGGAAGCUUUGAUCAACUCACCAGAAAUUUCGUCAUUGAUCAAAGAAUCAUUGAGAUCCAAAUUUGAUCAUGCGAAUGAACUUGCUGUUGGUUUUUCAGAGUCAAUACCGAGAAGAAAAUUGGACAAGAAUAAUGACAGUGUGAAAUCAAUGUAUGCCUUCCGAAGAGGCGAGAUCUCUUCGGUAAAUUGCUGCAGCAUGGAAUUUCGCAGUGUUGCAAAUUUAUAUAAACAUUUCUUCGUUGUUCAUCCGAAUUUCUAUGUCGACGACAAUAUUCCUCAAGAUGAAUCAUCCGAAAAAAAUCUAAGAAAAUCACGAUCAACACCAUCAUGUUUAGCGUCUCAAGCAAAUCAAAGAUCCAAAUCAGCUAGAAGUAUAAAGAAAAAAUCAUCACCAAUGUGUUCGACGCCGAUUGUUGAACAGAUGAAAAAUAAAACACUGAAGAAUUCUAGAAUUAAUGGCAAAAACCGAAGGAUAAAUUUGUUAUGAAGACAAUCAUGGAGAAAACUCAUUCGCUGAA
Messenger RNA from Dermatophagoides farinae (American house dust mite), 3252 nucleotides. RefSeq lists its product as uncharacterized. NCBI's taxonomy places the organism in Eukaryota, Metazoa, Arthropoda, Arachnida, Sarcoptiformes, Pyroglyphidae. The record is from RefSeq and is a predicted model, not a curated record.